ACAUUAGUCAUCAAUACAAGGAAUAGGCGUCUACCAAGUGCAUAUAUAUGUCUGAACGGAUUUUGCCAUUUUAUCCCGGCUUUUGUAGCAGGUUUGAUGUCUGAACUGGCCAUUGGCUGUCACUCUUUUUCUCUCACAUACACAGUCUCGCUCUCUCCCCUAUGCAAAAAGCUCAGCAAAAUCCCUCCAACCAUGCAUAAUUUUAACCUUCUCUCUCUCAUUUAUUGAAAACCGUAUACUCCAAUAGGGCGGUUUCUCUACCUUUUUGAACAUAAGCACAUUACAAUCUUUUCAUCUCCUCCUUUCCAGUUUCUUUCUCCCAUUGAUAAUGUAAACUCACACAAAGGCAAGAAAAAAGUGGGCUGUGUUUGGAUUUCCCCGGUUACUUUCCGAGAACAAAAUUGAACUGAAUUCAUGGCUUCAUUUAGCAUUUUUUCACUCUUGUUUAUCCACAUUUGCUUGCUUCUGGGCUUAUCAUUUGCUGAAGAUCCAUUUGUGAACUAUAAUUUUGUGGUCUCAUAUAUUACUGUUUCUCCUCUUGGUAUUCCCCAGCAGGUUAUUGCAAUAAAUGACAAGUUUCCAGGUCCCACCAUUAAUGUGACCACUAACAACAAUGUUGUUGUCAAUGUGAAGAACAAAUUAGAUGAAGAUCUCCUAAUGCAUUGGUCUGGUAUACAACAAAGGAGGACUUCUUGGCAAGAUGGGGUGCUUGGUACAAAUUGUCCCAUCCCUUCCAAGUGGAAUUGGACUUACCAAUUUCAGGUUAAGGAUCAGAUUGGGAGCUUUUUCUACUUCCCUUCACUCCAUUUUCAACGAGCCUCGGGGGGUUUUGGCACCUUCAUUAUUAAUAACCGGCCUAUUAUUCCAAUUCCUUUUGACACUCCUUAUGGGGAUAUCACAAUUUUGAUUGGUGAUUGGUAUACCCAAAAUCACACGGCUUUGAGGAAAACCCUUUAUGCUGGGAAAGAUCUUGGGAUGCCAGAUGGUGUUCUGAUUAAUGGGAAAGGACCUUUUAGAUACAAUGAUACUCUUGUUCCUGAUGGCAUAGACUAUGAAACGGUUACAGUCGAACCAGGCAAAACUUACCGGCUUCGUGUAAGCAAUGUUGGAAUAUCAACUAGUUUGAACUUCAGAAUUCAGAGCCAUAACCUACUUCUAGCAGAAGCCGAGGGCUCAUAUACAGUACAACAAAACUAUACUAGCUUAGAUAUUCAUGUUGGACAAUCAUAUUCCUUUUUGUUAACCACAGAUCAAAAUGCAAGCAGUGACUACUUCAUUGUUGCAAGUGCCAGAUUUGUUAAUGAAACGGUAUGGCAGAGAGUCACUGGCGUUGCGAUCUUGCACUAUACUAACUCAAAAGGGAAGGCAUCGGGUCCUCUUCCUGACCCACCACAAGACCAAUUUGACAAGACCUUCUCAAUGAACCAGGCAAGAUCUAUCAGAUGGAAUGUGUCUGCUAGUGGUGCUCGCCCAAAUCCUCAAGGUUCAUUUAGAUAUGGUUCGAUUAAUGUAACUGAGGUGUAUGUGCUGAAAAACAAGCCCCCCAUAAUGAUUGAUGGGAAACGGCGAACUACACUUAGUGGGAUUUCCUUUGUGAAUCCUGCCACGCCAAUCAGGCUUGCGGACCAAUAUAGGGUGAAGGGAGCGUACAAGCUUAAUUUUCCGACUAGGCCACUUACAGGACCACCACGGAUGGAAACAUCAGUCAUUAAUGGUACUUAUAGAGGAUUCAUUGAAGUGAUAUUGCAGAAUAAUGAAACCAAGGUGCACACUUAUCACAUGAAUGGAUACGCCUUUUUUGUGGUUGGGAUGGAUUAUGGUGAGUGGACAGAGAAUAGCCGGGGCACAUACAAUAAGUGGGAUGGAAUUGCUCGCACCACGUCACAGGUUUAUCCCGGGGCGUGGACUGCAAUCUUAAUCUCCCUGGACAAUGUUGGAGUUUGGAACAUCAGGACAGAAAACCUCGACUCAUGGUAUCUAGGACAAGAAACCUACAUUAGGGUUGUCAAUCCAGAGCACAAUAACAAGACCGAGUUUCCAAUGCCAGAUAAUGCCCUCUUCUGCGGUGCACUGAGCAAAAUGCAAAAGCCACAAGAUAUAUCUCUUGCUACUACUUCGAUCAAGGGAUUUGACCUCACUUUGCUGAUGAUGAUAUCUGCAUUCAUUUCCUUAGUUUGAUUGAGAAAUUUAUGCAAUGCCUGUCUGGCUUUGCUUAGUCAAUUGUGGUUGUGAAAUUUUAGGUGUAAGUUUAGCCAUGUUGAUAUAAAUCAUUUUUUAUUUCCAGUUGUACUAAAUGCUCCCGGAUUCUUUUUAAGGUAAUGGGUUUCAUUAUUCUUUUAAUACAUUUAUCUUAAUUUA
Messenger RNA from Olea europaea var. sylvestris, 2358 nucleotides. Its product is annotated as monocopper oxidase-like protein SKU5. Lineage: Eukaryota; Viridiplantae; Streptophyta; Magnoliopsida; Lamiales; Oleaceae. Gene Ontology annotation, molecular function: copper ion binding; oxidoreductase activity. The transcript is spliced from 9 exons. Gene Ontology annotation, cellular component: plasma membrane. Bases 415 to 2178 code for a protein of 587 amino acids. The record is from RefSeq and is a predicted model, not a curated record.